GAGCCGGAAGCGAGGUGCCGAUUUGAAGGCGGUGGCGGGAGGAGGCGGGGUGUGGGGAGGAAUCUUGGAUUUCUUGAAACAAAGGAAAAGAGCGGGAUAAGCUGUGAAAAGUCUCAACAUUGUAUUGAAUUUCUGGUGGAACAAGGCUAAAUUGGUGGAAAAUGCCAUCUGGGAAAGUUUUGCAGCCUGUACUAAAAAUGAAAGUGGAUGAACUGUUCUUAUGCUGGCUGAGCCAGCCUUCAACCCAGCUGAUGCUAAAAGAUUGGUUGAAAAGCAUCAAGAAUGAAGAGAAGAUUGAAAUUGGCAGUGGUGAUGCUGGGUACAAUGAACCUCUAAUUUUUGCAAAUAAAAACUCCAACUCCAAACGGAGUAUGUUAGAUAAUUUGAUAACUCCUUUGAUGCCUUCUGGUUCUCCUCAUCUUUCCACGACUCUUCCACUGGGAACUUCAGCCAGCCCAAGAAGCAUAUCUAAUAGUAGAGGAAUACGUAGAUCAACAGGGAGCAAAGUAGUUCAGGCAAAGAAGGAAGAACCUUUGCCACCAGCACUUAGCCAAACCAUUCCAUCGUUUUAUUUUCCUCGGGGACUUCCAAAAGAAAAAGUGAAUAUAGAUGCUGUAAUUGCUAAAAUAGAGAGGACUUUCUCUCAGUUUCCAAAUGAGAGAGCAACUUUAGAAGACAUGGGCAAAGUUGCAAAGGCAUGUGAAUGCCCAUUUUACUGGAAAGGUCCCUUGUUUUAUUGUGCUGGAGGUGAACGCACAGGACAUGUGUCGGUUCAUAAAUUUGUUGCGAUGUGGCGAAAAAUACUACAGACUUGUCAUGAUGAUGCUUCAAAAUUUGUUCAUCUUCUAAUGAACCCUGGAUGCAGCUACUUGGUGCAAGAAGACUUCAUUCCAUUUUUACAAGAUGUGGUGAAUAGUCAUCCUGGCCUAUCAUUUUUAAAAGAAGCAUCUGAAUUUCAUUCUCGGUACAUUACUACAGUAACUUUAAAAUCUGAUUCCUGGUCUGCUUCCAGAUGCAUCUUAGCAGUACCACACCACACUCAGUUCCGUCUGCUACGUAGAAGUCUAAAAUACUUGCUCUCAGUCUAUAGGCAGCACCUGGUUAUACAGAGGAUAUUUUAUACAGUAAAUAGAUCCUGGUCUGGAAGAAUCACUUGUAAUGAGCUCCGGAAAAGCAACUUUUUGCAGAAUGUGGCAUUAUUGGAAGAGGAAGCAGAUAUUAACCAGCUGACAGACUACUUCUCUUAUGAGCACUUCUAUGUCAUAUAUUGCAAAUUUUGGGAACUUGAUACAGACCAUGACCUCUACAUUGAUCGGAAGGAUUUAGCCCAGCAUAAUGAUCAUGCUAUAUCAAAUAGGAUGAUAGAGAGGAUAUUUUCAGGAGCAGUAACAAGGGGCAGAAAAACGCAGAAAGACGGAAAAAUUAGCUAUGCUGAUUUUGUCUGGUUUUUGAUAUCUGAAGAAGACAAAAAGACUCCAACUAGCAUUGAAUACUGGUUUCGAUGCAUGGAUCUUGAUGGGGAUGGUGUAUUGUCUAUGUAUGAACUAGAGUACUUCUAUGAAGAACAGUGCCAAAAGCUGGAUAACAUGACCAUUGAACCUCUACCUUUUGAAGACUGCCUGUGCCAGAUGUUGGAUCUUGUGAAGCCGCAGUGUGAAGGGAAAAUCACUCUCCAUGACUUAAAGAAGUGUAAGUUGGCAAAUGUCUUCUUUGAUACCUUUUUCAACAUUGAAAAAUACCUUGAUCAUGAGCAAAAGGAUCAGUUUUCGGUGUUGAGGGAUAGUGAUAAUGACAGCCAAGAGAUCUCUGACUGGGAAAAGUAUGCUGCUGAAGAGUAUGAUAUCCUUGUAGCAGAAGAGGCAGCUAGUGACCAGUGGAAUGAUGGGUAUGAUGCAGAACCAAGUCCUGUAGACCAUCAGAAAGCCAACAUCCUAAAAUUUCAAGUGGAUAAAAAGCCUUUCUUUGAGAUGCCUUCCCAUCUUGCUGAUGUAGACUUGGAUGAGUAUGACUAUGAAGAGGACUUUGAGUGACUGCGGUCAACGUUUGCAGAAGAAAAAGGGACAGUCUGCAGCAGGUCUGCCAAACACCUAUACAGAUUAUCAAUGUUUUUUGUUUCCUUAGUUCUUUGUUACAAAAUAUUAUUUAAUCAUUAUAUUGCCUUUUAAAGAAAAUGACGUGCAUUUGUAUGGAAUGAUGAAAGUUUUUGUAUUUAUUCAAUAGUCUAUAGCUUGUAAAAUAGAUUAAAAUAUUUAUUUAUAGUUGUUGCAUAAUUUCUUAAUGGAAGAGUAAAGAUGUUUGAGUUCUUUAAAGUACUCCACGAUUUUUUUUUUAAAAAGAUGAUUAUAUAAUUCUCUAGAGUUUUUAUGUAGUGCACUGACCACCUGCAUCUUAUACUUGUGAAUGGAAGUAUCUGUUCUGGGAUGGGAAAUUAGGAGACUGUUUUAUAGAUGACUUCCAGGGCUCUUUCUCCCAUGACAAAUCUAGAACUUGGCAAAGAAGAGGGGCAUGGCUUUGAAUCCAGUGAUUCAGCCUGUCAAGUAAUAGUGUACUCGGAAGUAACAAGCUGAAUAUAUUUGUGCAAUUGAUAAACUACUAAUGCCUGAUCUGAGCUACUCCUCUUCAUGUCCACCCCUUUCAUUCAUCUUGACUUAAACUUUGCCUGUCCUUUCAUUGAUGUCCACUUACAAAAACAUUCUUUAAUGCUGAAUUCUAUUCAAGUAUUCAUGCUUGAUCCCAAAUCUGUCUGUUCUUCCAGACAGAAGGAACCAAUUUUUAAACCCUUUUGUAUAAAUGUUACUUGAGUUGUGAUGUGCACUAACUUGUGGGCAUUCAGUACUUUUGUCUGUUUCUUCCUCUUCAGUUGUUAGCUUAUUGACACAUUCCAUAGAAAUUCAGUGUCACAGCAGCUUGAAACUGUUGCCUCACUUGCCUACAUGGGGCAAGAGAUUGCAAACAAAAAUGUUUUGUACAUUGUACAUGAAAACCUGUUUAAUAGUAAAUAUUGCUGAAAACUUCCCGUAUCUAAAUUUUCACUUCUGCAUUCAUGCAUUCAGGGCACUACAACCUUAAGAUUUUUUUUGAAUAACAAAAAUAUUAACUUGUACAGUAAGCAGUGUAGAUCUGUUUUAAAAAUCAUGUUUGUAUUUUCAAAUAAAGAUUUUCGUACAUGUAA
Gavialis gangeticus (Gharial) is the source of this 3172-nucleotide messenger RNA. RefSeq names its product protein phosphatase 2 regulatory subunit B''beta (gene PPP2R3B). Gene Ontology annotation, biological process: protein dephosphorylation. The transcript has 15 exons. Lineage: Eukaryota; Metazoa; Chordata; Crocodylia; Gavialidae. Gene Ontology annotation, cellular component: protein phosphatase type 2A complex. The record is from RefSeq and is a predicted model, not a curated record. The coding region runs from base 162 to 2030 and encodes 622 amino acids. Gene Ontology annotation, molecular function: protein phosphatase regulator activity; calcium ion binding.